Maniola jurtina (meadow brown) is the source of this 1284-nucleotide messenger RNA. Its product is annotated as NADH-cytochrome b5 reductase-like. The record is from RefSeq and is a predicted model, not a curated record. Bases 148 to 1056 code for a protein of 302 amino acids. The transcript has a single exon. NCBI's taxonomy places the organism in Eukaryota, Metazoa, Arthropoda, Insecta, Lepidoptera, Nymphalidae. Gene Ontology annotation, molecular function: oxidoreductase activity.
UAUGACACUCCAUCAUAUUCCAUAAUUCUAAAUAACCUUUUUAUUUAUUUUCUGGUCGGUUGUGUUUUCUUUAAUUAGAUUGUGUCCCGUUUCGUCCGACGCAAAGCUGUCGAAAUAUUAAUUAAUUGGUAUAGGUAAUUAAUAAGUAUGAAGCCACCUGUUGCACCAGCAAAGGAGGAUUGCUGCAACAGUGGCUGCAAUCCUUGUAUUUUGGAUGUAUAUGAGAACCAGUUAAAAUUAUACGAAAAGAGUCAAAAACAAGGUGAUAAUUCAUUCAGCGUUACGGAUUAUGGUAUCUCGCAACUUGAAUAUAAGAAAUUUUAUCUCUGUAAUAUCAUACAAGUUAGCAACACACAAAAAAUUCUUUUUUUUCAAAAGUCAAAACAUGAUCAAUGUCAGCAAGUCUGGUGGAAACCUGGUGAUCACUUUCUCCUUAAAUACACUUCCGUUAAUAAUGAAUCUUGUACAAGGGCAUAUACCCCCAUUAAAUUAAAAUUGCAUGGUAAAGAACAAAGUUAUGAUUUCCUUAUAUUAUUAAGAAAAUACAGCAAGGGAUUAGUUUCUAAUUAUUUGUUUAACUUGACCAUUGGAGAAGAAACUUUAUGGAGAGGGCCAUAUGGUUCUUACAAGAUACAAGCAAACAAAUAUGUUAGAAUAAUAAUGAUUGCACAAGGGACAGGCAUAGCACCUUUUAUAUCUAUUAUUCAGAAUAUAUUAGACAAUGAAGAAGAUAUGACUAGAAUAGUUUUAUUUUAUUGCUGUAAGGAUACUGUUGAAAUUUUUCUCAGAGAUGAACUGUAUGAAUUUAAUUCUUUCUGGAACUUUUCAUAUAAAAUUUUUUUGAGCAACAAACUCAUUGAGAGCUCUGAUGAGAAUGCAAUGAAUAGAAAAUAUAACGAACCAAUUGUAAAUAACAAAUUUAGUAUUACAGAAUUGGACAAUUUGAUACCACAUCUUAAUGAUCAGUAUCUUCUUUGUGGUACAGUACAAUUUAUGAAAGAAUAUGAAGCUGUUCUAAAAAAUGGAAAUUAUUCUGAUAAUAUUUUCCUGUUUUGAAUAAAGAACAAUAUAUACAUUCCAAAUGGAUUGUUUUAUCAGCUCAACAUUUUUGUUCUAAAAGGACUGUUAAGUUGAGUCACUACAUCUACAAUAGUAGCAGCUUGUCAAAUACAUGUAUUUAGUGCAUUUUAUAACUACAUUUUAACAACACUUGGAAAAAGAAAGGAAAAUAAUAUUGAAAUUGAAUUGACAAAUAAUAAGAAUGAGAAAAAACUUAUUUUACUA